This is a messenger RNA of Prorocentrum cordatum, 781 nucleotides long. The record is from the annotation of a GenBank genome assembly. NCBI's taxonomy places the organism in Eukaryota, Dinophyceae, Prorocentrales, Prorocentraceae.
AGGAGCAGUGCAAGAUCUCCUACAGGCGCUUCCUGGCCACGACGUCGAACGGCAUCUCGCAGGAGUGGCCCCACUCCUACAUCAACGAGUUGUCCUUCUACUCGGACGCCGCCGCCCUGGACUGGAGCUUGCCCGGAACGUUUAAUGGCAACACCGCGGCAUACAUGAAUCGCGCAGACGUCCAGAAGGCAUUGCACGUGCAGAGUGCCCCUGCGAGAGCGUGGCCGGGUCCAGCCCCAGGCUGGUCCUACACGAGCUCCUACAGGGCCUGCAACGCGCAGCAUGUGGCUCCGGGCACUCCCAGCAUGAUCGAUUUCUACCGCCACAUUGCACCACUGAUGCGCACGACCAUCGUCUUCAACGGCGACACCGACCCGUGCGUGUCCUACGAGGGCACCCGCAGGGCCAUCGAGAAGGUGGGCUUUCCUGUUGCAGAAGGCGGGGAAUAUCGCCCGUGGUUUUACCACAAGGCAGCGGCAGACUUGCAGACGGUGAAGGAGAAGGACAGCUUGGUCUUCCCAGACUUGGACCUGCGAGACGCUGGAGCGCAGUACGGCGGGCAUGUUGUGAGCUACGGGCACAAUCUGUCCUUCGUGACCGUCCACGGCGCGGGCCACAUGGUCCCGCAGUACAGGCCGCAGGCGGCCGCGCGGCUGCUGGGCGCGCUGCUCUCCGGCGCCCCGCUGUCACCCCUGCUGCCGACGGCCGCCGAGCUGGCGGCGCUGGAGGAGGAAAAGUUCAAUCAGCGGGUCGACAACUGGACGCAGCAGGCGAAGGACGC